Messenger RNA from Linum tenue, 2070 nucleotides. NCBI's taxonomy places the organism in Eukaryota, Viridiplantae, Streptophyta, Magnoliopsida, Malpighiales, Linaceae. The record is from the annotation of a GenBank genome assembly.
CACUCACCUCCUUCCCUUUUCUCUCUCUAUCUCUCCAAUUCCAUCAAACCCCAAAAAGGAUUAAUUAACAAAUCCCUAAUUUACACUUUUAAUCGCACUACUAAGUAUAUUUAGAAUCCAGAUUACGCUUUCCCAUUUGCUUUAGAUUAAGAAAACGGAGAGGGAUUAUUAUUCCCCCAACCCUUGCUCUGCCGUAGAAAAUGUCAGCGAUUAGGAGUAUAAUCAGCCGGUCGCGCUCCCACCGCGUAGUCCAGGACGCCACGCCGGCAACGGCGGCGGCGGCAGCAGCGCCGAACCACGGGAUGGACUCGUCGUGCUGGGCCAACAUGCCGCAGGAGCUGUUGAGAGAAGUGCUGCUGCGAAUCGAGGCGUCGGAGACCAGCUGGCCGCCGCGGAAGAGCGUCGUCGCCUGCGCCGGCGUUUGCCGGAGUUGGAGGCACAUCACGAAGGAUAUAGUCCGUGUCCCUGAGCUCUCCGGCAAGCUCACCUUCCCUCUUUCACUCAAACAGCCUGGUCCAAGGGAUAUUCUCGUUCAGUGCUUUAUAAAGAGAUGCCGGACCACUCAGACGUAUUACCUUUACCUCAGUUUGACCAGUGCGCUAGCCGAUGAUGGGAAGUUCCUACUUGCUGCACGCAAGAGCAGGCGAGCCACCUGCACGGAUUACAUCAUCUCUCUUGAUGCUGAUGAUAUGUCGAAGGCUAGCACUACAUAUGUUGGCAAACUCAGAUCAAAUUUUCUGGGGACCAGAUUCACAGUCUUGGACGGCCUUCCACCGCAUGCUGGGGCCAAGCUGGUGAGAAGUCGUUCCACUAGACCAAUAAGUCUGAAACAAGUUUCCCCGAGAGUCCCUGCUGGCAAUUAUCCAGUGGCUCACAUCUCAUAUGAAUUGAACAUGUUGGGUUCCAGAGGUCCACGGAGAAUGCACUGUGUUAUGGAUGGGAUACCUGCUUCUUCAGUUGAACCAGGCGGCAUAGCUCCAACACAAACUGAAUUUGGCCAUCGAAAGCUUGAUGCUUCCACAUCUUUCUCAUUUCUCCGGUCCAAAUCAAAUCUCACAGGAGAAUCGGAACCCACAUCUGGUCCGAAGAAAGCGGGUUUAGUACUGAAGAACAAGUCACCAAGGUGGCACGAACAUCUACAAUGUUGGUGCUUGAACUUCCACGGGCGAGUGACAGUCGCAUCAGUGAAAAACUUCCAGCUUGUUGCUUCACCAGAAAAUGGAGUGGCUGGACCGGAACAUGAGAAGAUCAUUCUGCAGUUUGGGAAAGUGGGGAAGGAUUUGUUCACCAUGGAUUACCGGUAUCCGAUAUCUGCGUUCCAAGCUUUUGCGAUUUGUCUCAGUAGCUUCGACACCAAGAUAGCUUGCGAGUAAAAGAAUCACGCAUCCGCGUGACUGUUCGAGUUGGGAGGCGAAAGGUUGUCAAUCUGGUGCAACGAUGCAAGCUAUUAGCUCAGAGGGAGCAAACAAUCUAGCAGGGCAUAGAAAUGGCACUGUCUCUGUACAAGCUUCGGAUAUUUGAAUCUUCACCUCAACUCACUGUUUCAAAACGGAAGUUCUUCAGGGUUUAGAUUAUUUGGAACUGUAAUAAAAAAAAAAUAGCGUUAUUAUGUAUAGUUUGGUGGUCUGCCUGUGUAGUGUGUACAUUAGAGUUUCCCGACCUUUCAGUACCUCUUCUUAACAUUUGUGUUAGCUGUUGCUCUUUUCCAUUCUGUAACUUACUCCGAGUGAACUGCAAUACAGAGGAGAAUAACUAGUCGAUUGUAGUAAUGGGUGGGCAUAAGAUGAUUUGCCUUUGCCGAAUACCAUUGGCGGCUUCGACGCCAUGGAGGGAAGCGAUGGAGAUAUUUGGAGCAAAAUGACUAGCAAUGUCAUCGCCUCAAGGUGUUCAUUCUAGUUUCGAGUUGUUCAUUCUAGUUCGUAACGUGUUGAUACCAAAUUACGAUUGCAGAGGCUCAAUUCGAUAGUUAAGUACGAUUGAAAAUGGUGAUCAAACCUUGUUUACGUAAUAGUGUUAGCAUAUCUUUCACUCAAGAAUGUGGUUUUUCUUAAGGACUGAUACUGACUAAGC